AAUAUUUGCUUAUUUUAAUAGUUCUGAUAACAGCUAGAAAAAUACGUUUGUAUCACGAAUGCCCACGACAACAAUAGAUGGUGUUCUGCUAAUGUAAACAACUAAACUCUGUUCAAAAUUUCUUUCAUUAUUAACCGCUGAUUUAAUUUGUUUUUUUAUAAAAUUAUGCCUGGAAAAACAAAAAUUGUUCCACCACCUCCUGCAAAUUCUCAUCAACCUGGGGUGGCUAGAUCAUUGUUGUAUAAUGGCUCAAAAUUUCAAGGGCAUCAAAAGAGUAAAGGAAAUUGUUAUGAUGUUGAAGUAGUUCUUCAGCAUGUUGAUGAAGAUAAUGCAUAUGUGUGUGGUUAUUUAAAAAUUAAAGGGCUCACUGAAGAGUACCCUACUCUAACAACAUUUUUCGAUGGAGAGAUAAUUGGUAAAAAAUAUCCCUUUUUAACUAGGAAGUGGGAUGCAGAUGAAGAAGUCGAUAAAAAACAUUGGAAUAAAUUUCACUCAUUUUAUCAAUAUGCAAAAUGUUUCAAUUCAGACUCAUUUGAUUAUGAUGAACUAAAGGAUACAGAUUAUGUCUUCAUGCGAUGGAAAGAGCAUUUUUUAGUCCCAGACCAUACCAUCAAAGAUAUAAAUGGUGCAUCCUUUGCUGGAUUUUAUUACAUAUGCUUCCAAAAAUCUACUGCAGCUAUUGAAGGUUAUUAUUAUCACCGGAGUUCUGAAUGGUAUCAAUCAUUGAAUCUAACUCAUGUGCCCGAACACAGUAUACAAAUAUAUGAAUUCCGAUAAUCUGCCAUUUGGUGACAUGUUCAUUUGCAGAAUGUGGAGCGAUUCUCAUAACUGAACAUUCAGUAUUUGCAAAUAAACUGAAAACAUGAUGUAUAUUGAAUGUACUGUACAUAAAAAGAAGAAAAAAUUUAAAGAAAAAGUGAUAUUCAUCUUUAGCAACUUACUCCACUACAAUGAAGGCAAUUUGCGAGCAUCAUAUUUAGCAGAAUUGAAUUAAAUACAAAACUAAAAUUUUGAUUUUUGUUUUAUUCCCUAAAUAUGAUAAAUAUAAGUACAUCACUUGGUAUUAAACUAGAAUCUGGCGUGUGAAAUUCUAUCAGUUUGUGUUGCUAAGUUUGUUUGUUAUUCUUAAAUUUGUUGAGUUUAUUAUUUUAUUUUGUAUGCAAUUUUUUUUUUUUAAAUCUAUUUUCCAUGCCUGCCUUGAGAUAAAUAAAUCCAUGUAUUAAAUUAAAUAUUAAUCAUAUCUUAUUUUGCUUUUUUUAAAAAUCUUUUGAAUGAAUUUCAUAUUGUUUAAAGAAGUAUUUGCAUAUAAGAAAGUUAAAAAUAUCUAUAUACAUUUUUAAUUUUCUUCAAUAUUGCUUAAAUGUUAAAGUAAAAUAUUGGCUUUAAAAUUAUUAAAAUAACUGUUUGUAUUGUUAACAUAAAUGGCUAUCUCUUUAUUCUUUCAUUUGUUAGGAAGCUCAGACUGUUUAUGCAUUUUUUUAAACAUUGCAUAAAUAUAUUUUAAAAAUAAUGAAUAAAAAAAUUUGGAGAAAGGAGUUGAACAUCUAUAAAUGAAGCAAACAUUCACACAAUAGUAUUAUAGUAUCAAUAUUAAUGUAUUUAAUAUUAAAAACAAUUUUGGCAAUUUAAUUUUGUUACUUAUCUUGUUCACAGAAAAUGUGUCAUUAUUUUUACUUUUAAAAUAAAAAUGACUUUAACGUUUUCUAACACUUUAGAUUAAAAGAAAAUGUGCAAAGCUUGAUUUCAAAAUGUAAUUCAUUUUAUUGAAAUGAAUAUUUAUUCCACAUUCUUGAAGUCUUUAUUUGAAUUUUCCUUUAUUUCUACAGAUUUUACUAUAAACUACUUCUUUUAUGAAAAGCUUUUUAAAGAUUAGGAAAAAUCCCAUUUCCCAUCUUUCUUCUUGCGCAUUUCUUUUUAAACUCUUUAACUAAGCCCCCCCCCCCCAGACACAUUUUUUGUAACUUAAUUUAUUUGGUGGCAAUAUAUAUAUAUGUCAUAUAAUAUAUAAGUCAUCAUUCAGCUAAACUGAUAGUUAUUCUUUGUGCAAGUAAAUAUAAUAAAACAAAACUAAUACUAUGUGCCUACUAGUACUAGUUUGCCAUACUUUUUACAGAUUAUAGUACUAGCUACAGAAUUUAUGGAAAAUGUUUAAGGAUUAUGAAAAAUCCAAUUUUGUGAUUUCCAUUCUUUUUUAUUUUCUUGUUCAUUUACUAUUUUAUUACUACUCCUUAUUUCUAUUAUAAUCAAUUAUCUAAUAUUUUCUAUUACUAUUCUCUAACUACUCUUUGUUUCUUGCCACAGCAAUCUAUCUGAUACUUUUAUAAACUGAUUAUUAAUCUUUAUACAAGCAAUUAUAUUAAAACGGAUUUUAUUGUUUAAAAAAUGUGGGACAUCAGUUAACUUCUUUGUUUUCAUAUUGUCAUGAAAAGUACCACAGAAAAUUAGCUCAAUUAUUAUUGUGUAAUAUUGCUAAAGUUUAGCAUCUCAUUUAUCGUCUUCAGACAUGUUAUUUCUAGAUCUUUUUAAAACUUUGAACACAGCAUGGGUUCGAAUUCACUGGUAUAUAGAUAUGGAAAACUUCCAUUUGAUCUUGCUGUGUUGCAUUAGAACUCGGAGAAUUGAUAAAUUCUCUAGCAAUCAGCAAGUUUAAUAAUCUCCAUUGCCUUAAUUUUUGUUCAUAAUGAGCAAGAAUCACAAUUAUACUGGUUAUUAUUGAAUUUCUUUUUUCAGGUUUUUUUUAAAAAAUUAAUCCAUUUAUUUUUGCACAUUUUAAUGCAUUUGCUUAUAUUCCAUAUUUGUAGAUCAAAUUUAUUGCUUUUCAUGCAGUUUUUUUUUUUUUUUUUACUGAUGUUUUAUAUAUUUUUUCCUUUGUUUAUAAAAAUAUUUGCAAUUUCAUCUAUAUGUAUAUUUAUUGGUAUUUAAAAGAUUAAAUGUAAUAUAUAAAUUUUGUUUCUUUAUAGUAUAAAUGAUUGUAUUGCAAGGACAAUUAGCAGUAUUUUUUUUGUUUAUAAGGACAUUCAUAUUUUUAUAAUAGAAAGUUUUACUAAUUUAUUUACGUUGCUCUUAAAGAUCAUUUGGAGAUUCUUCUCUUAUUUUCCAACUACUCUCGUAUUAAUUAGUGUACCUUCAUUGUUAGGAGUUGCUCUUAGUUAAAAUAUAUAAAUUCAAAUUUUUGUUAAAUACAAAUUGAGAAAAAAUAUAUUCUGGAAAAAUAAUCGCUCUAUGUCAAAGUCACCAAAACAUAAUUUAUAAAAAAAAUUAAAACAAUGUAAUCAAAUGAAAAAAUGUAAUUUUAAGUAUGGAGUUUAAAUUUAAAGUCAUCAAGCCGUUAUAUUUUUUACUUGUUCGAUUGACUUAACUUUUUAAAAAAUGCUUUUUAAGUUUUAUAUACACAAUUGACUAUGAGGGGUUGAUACUUUUCUUGCUCAUAAACUUUUGGGUUUGUCUUUUAAAGUAUUAAGGCACUUAUAAGCAAAUUAAAUAACUAAUUUUUAAAAUCCUGGAAUGCUCAUAAAAUUUUGGGUUUAUUACGCCAGUUUUUAAUCAAAAUAACCUUUUUUUCCAAAAUGUGGAACCUCAUAAUACACACUAAAUAAAUUAUAAAUUGUACUUUCAAAGUAUGGUAGGUAAAUAUAACCCCUCAUUAUUCACUUGAUAUCAUACCACUGUUUUAUCGCAAUUUUGAUUUGUUUUGAAUUUAUGAUAUAUUCUGCCAUCUAUGCUGAUAUAGCAAAAUUAUUGUAGCUUGUAAAAUGUGUUAAGUUUUUAUUGAAUAUUCCAUUGUGUAAAGAAAUUCAUUUGAUAGCGUUGCAUUGAUCACUCUUUCACUUGAAAUGUUUUAGUGUGAUGUUUGAUAGUGAUAGUUUUAUUGUAAAUCUGUAAAUAAUUGGAUGCAAGAACUGAAGUUAAAAAUCUUUAUUAGAGGCAUUUAAAAUGGAUAUUUUACCAAUUGUGAAAGAAAUGUGCUUCUAACAAUUGGUUAGCUUUUGUAACAAAAGUGAUACAGAAAUAAAAUCUAAUUUAUUGAAAA
Messenger RNA from Parasteatoda tepidariorum (common house spider), 4030 nucleotides. RefSeq names its product glucose-induced degradation protein 4 homolog. The record is from RefSeq and is a predicted model, not a curated record. Gene Ontology annotation, biological process: protein targeting to vacuole; proteasome-mediated ubiquitin-dependent protein catabolic process; protein catabolic process in the vacuole. NCBI's taxonomy places the organism in Eukaryota, Metazoa, Arthropoda, Arachnida, Araneae, Theridiidae. Gene Ontology annotation, cellular component: GID complex.